Molecule: messenger RNA, 1041 nt
Organism: Symbiodinium natans
Lineage: Eukaryota; Dinophyceae; Suessiales; Symbiodiniaceae
Source: the annotation of a GenBank genome assembly
AUGGCAAAGAUGGUGGAAUCACCAAGUGCCAGCUGUGUCGAGCAUCCGGUGAUUGUUCAGUUGCUCGGGUGCCGGCAGGAACUCAGCUUGAAGACAGAGGAACCCUCGCUGCAGCACCAGGCACUGACACAGCUGGUGGCUCAACACUUUGAGGUGUCGCCUCCCUUCAGCUUCAGCAGCGAUCAAGGUGCCUUCUUGGAGGAUGCGGAGGCCUUGGCUGAAGCAGUGAAGGCUGGAUCUGUGAUAGUGGUGCACCUUGGCGCCACAGCCCUCCAUGACUUCGGCCGAAGAGUGAGGCAGCUGCGGAACUUGCAGUGGGGACUCGUGAGUCAGCAGCUUGAGAAGGUUCGUGUGGAGAGCGUGGUGCACAUGAUUCCCGGCGGUGCCUGCUCUUGCAGGAAGUCUGCCGAGACGAUUCUGGGUGAGCAGUUUGCCGAGUUCCGUCUCGAGGUGAAGCAGACGUUGCAGCUCCGCUUGGAGAACUUGCAGGAGGCCAUGGAGCAGCGCCUCAGGAGACUGGAGGAGUCCUGGGAGCAAAGACUGGGCUCAGCAUUGGCGGCGAUGAGCUCGGAAAGGUCACCGAAGGAGAAAGAUCCCGAGCAGCGUGCCGAGUUCGAGGGGCUGUCGGAUCUUCUGAGAACCGAAUGCAAACGCGUUGCGGAGUCGGUGGAUGACCUUCGCGAGGAAUGCCGGGAAGCUUUGCAGCGAGAGGUACGAGCGCGGUUGGAGCACCACCGCAAGCUGCAAGAGGAGUUUCGGCAGGAGGCCAAGGCGAGACUCCAGGUGGCCUCCAAGCUCGAGCAAGAGAUUCAAGCGAUCCAGGAGUCGGCAUCCAGCGCUAGGAGCACCAGUUGCCACGAAGUUGAAGGUGUUCGGCAAAGGGUUCUGGUCGAGCCUCGGCGAGAGGUUUUGCUGCCCUUCGCGACAUUUGCGGAGCCUGUGACCGCGGGCGCGGGCUCACCCAUGUCGUCUUACCCGGCCUCUUUGCACGGCGAGACACCAGGGUCGCCAGGCACAGUGCAUGUGCGCCUGCCAGCCUGA